Molecule: messenger RNA, 4712 nt
Organism: Anolis carolinensis (green anole)
Lineage: Eukaryota; Metazoa; Chordata; Lepidosauria; Squamata; Anolidae
Gene: spata22
Product: spermatogenesis associated 22
Exons: 9
Coding region: 3458-4480 (340 amino acids)
Biological process (GO): gamete generation; regulation of meiotic cell cycle; homologous chromosome pairing at meiosis
Source: RefSeq, a predicted model, not a curated record
AGGGAGGAGACCUUUUACUUUAAAGGGUAGCGUAACUUCGUUUAGAAUAUAUGCGACAGAGGCUUAGAUGUUGGAAGAACAAUAACAAGUUUAUUCAGGCACAAGCUUGGUGGUUACUAUGUUGUUUCUCACGUAGAGGUAUUCUUAUUAACAGUUACAAUACUAGAAUGAGAUGAAUGAAACUCUAAAGUAUCACUUCUUUUACUUAAAUUAGUUAAAACCUAUUCCUCUGCUCCUUUCUAACUGUUACUUCAAAACUUGGACUAUCCAGUGACUUCAAACCACAGUCACCCCUGUGAUAUACUAUCACAGAUUCUCUGUGCCUUACCAAGUCACAGACUACAUUAAAUAAGUCACCAAACUUAUUUAAAACCGACUCAAAAUGAACAAUUGAGUCUCCUUGAUCCCAUCAACUUGGAAUCAAUCUUCCCUGUGCCUCAUCAGAGCACAGACUGACUCUCUUUUUUAAACUCUGCACUUCAACUAAACGGCAGUUGGCUCCGCCUACUUCUCCAUGGCAACCAGCCAUGGCAACCAGUACAGAGAUGCAAUAACUGUAAUACUUACCCUUUUAACAUCUAUAAACCAAAAUUCGUACUUCAUUACAUGGUUAUAAUUGAAUCCUAUACUUGGAAGAAUCCCUUCCCUUCCUACUGAAGCACCAUCUGAUCCUUCCCGACAGAGGUCCACCCAGCCUCUGCUUCAAAAGAGAAAGAGAUGCAAUCACCAUUAACUAUUGUUAUUGAAUACUAGAGUUGGAGGGAUUCCCCCAAAGAUGGCUAUCCAAUCCCUUCUGUCACACAGGAAAAGCACCAUCCGAUCCCUCCCUAUAGAAGGCCAUCCAUCCAGCCUCUGCUUAAAAACCUCUAGAGAAGGAGAUGCCAUCAUCAUUAUCUAUUAUUAAUAUUGAAUGUUAGAGUUGGAGUAGACCCUCUCCGAUCCCAACCCUUUGUUCUGUCAUUGAGGCACCAUCCAAUCCCUCCCAACAGAUGGCCACCCAGCCUCUGCUUAAAAAGCUCUAGAGAAGGAGAUUCAAUCAUCAUUAGAUAUUAUUAUUGACACAACAUAGUAUGACACAGCAAACUAGAUAUUAUUAUUAUUGUAUUAUUAUUAUUGAAUGCUAGAGUUGGAGGGGACCCCCCUCCAAAAAAGUCUCUCCUGUCCCAACCCUGUUUUGCCAUUGAGGCACCAUCCAAUCCCUCCCAACAGAUGGCCAUUCAGCCUCUGCUUAAAAACCUUAUUAUUGAGUUGGAAGGGAUCCCCUUUUUCCAACUCCAGGAUUGGCGUUGUUGCCUUUGUCAUCCCAGCAUGGCAAAAAAACAAAACAAAAGUGCCAGAUGAAAUGCAUAAAAAGAGCCAGAGAUGAUGGGCUCUUUUUAUGCAGGACUAUGGAAGAGCGUGGCCACCAGGGGGCGCCAGAGAACCAUCAUGAAAAUUGGCAUUCCAUUCACUGGAGGGCCAAAUAAUAAUAAUAGUAAUAAUAAUAGUAAUUAUUACUAUCAUAAUUAUUACUAUUCCGAUCCGCACAUGUUAUUCGCCGAUACAUCACACAGUCCUAGACACUCGGGAAGUGUCCGACGUGAUCCAGUACAAAAGUCAGCAUAGUGAUCUUGUUUGCUGUGGAUUAUCUUGUGUAUCUAACAACAACAAUAAUAAUAAUGGUUUAAUAAUUUAAGUAGGAUGAGGAAGGCCCAGACUACAAUUUGCAUUCAAAAAAUCAUAUUAUUAUUAUUGUUUAUUAUGACUAGAAUAAAGAAGGCCCUGAUGACAAUUGGCAUUAUUAUUAUUAUUAUUAUUAUUAUUAUUAUUAUUAUUAUUAUUAUUAUUACAUAGUUUAAAGAAGGCCCUGAUGACAAUUGGCAUUAUUAUUAUUAUUAUUACUAUUACUAUUUAGCAGUUUAAAGAAGGCUCUGAUGACAAUUGGCAUUCAAGUCAUUGCAGGGCCAGUCACUAAUAAUAAUAAUUUAGUAGGAUGAGGAAGGCCCAGACUACAAUUUGCAUUUAAUUCAUUAUUAUUAUUAUUAUUAUUAUUAUUAUUAUUAUUAUUAUUAUUUAUUUAGCAACUUGAUUAGAAUAUAGAAGGCCAUGAUAACAAUUAGCAUUCAAUUCAUUGCAGGGCCAGUCACUAAUAAUAAUAAUUUAGUAGAAUGAGGAAGGCCCAGACUACAAUUUGCAUUCAAUUCAUCAUCAUCAUCAUAUUAUUAUUAUUAUUGGUUAUUAUUAUUAUUAUUAUUAUUUAGCAGUUUGACUCGAAUAAAGAAGUGCAAGGAAGAGGCCACAUGUAUCUUAAACAAUGGUGCUUUCAUGUCUCUGACCCUGAUAAUAAUAAUAAUAAUAAUAAUAAUAAUAAUCUUAGACAGUCCUAGACACUUGGGAAGUGUUCGACUUGUGAUUUUGUGAUAUGAAAUCCAGCAUAUCUAUCUUGUUUGCUGUGUAAUAAUAAUAAUAAUAAUAAUAAUAAUAAUAAUAAUAAUAAUAGGAAUUUAGCAAGCCUCUAUUCGAUAUGUCUGUGUGGCGAAGGGCAAUGAAACAUUAAAAAAGCAAAAAUGGUGGCCGUGGCAAGAAGAAGAAACUGAGAAAGAGGUCCUCUGCAGCUCCAUCUACACUGCAAUUUAAUCCAGUUUCUGAAUCUAGAUGAUUUUAGGAUUAUACGGCAGCAUAGAUCCAUCUUGUGUCGACUUUGCAGUUAGGACUGGGAUUUUGAAAACUCAGUGUGAAGAUGAAUGGCGGAAACGUGUGUCUUUUGUCUGUGGGUGGAAAAAACAACAACACGGCGGCCAUUUUGUGGCGCUUUAUGAGGCAAUUCCCAUUGGAAGGAAUCCCAGCUAAAAAAUGGAGGGAGGAAGCUGUGGGAAAGAUGUCCUCUAAGACCCCAUCUACAUUGUGAUGUAAUCCACUUUGAGGGGUUUUGAAAACCCAAUGUGAAGAUGAAUGGCGGAAAUGUGUGCUUUUUGUCUGUAGGGGAAAAAAAACAACACAGCGGCCAUUUUUUGGCAAUUUCAAAACCACAAAAUGGAGGGAGGAAGCUGUGUGGAAAAGCAACAACAACGGCAGGCCCCAAAUCCAACAAUAACAACGUGGUUAAUUGUCAUUAAAAGAGAAGGCAGGCCUCCAAAGUAGUGAACAAAUGGCUCUUGGUUUCUUUGGCGGCCAUCUUCCUUCCUUCUUCCCCUCAGUCCGCCAUCUUGGAUCCACCUCAGACAAAUAAUGUAUUUCUAAACAUAUUUUUUGGGGGGAAAUCCCACACCUUUUACAUUAGUUUGCUCUCCCAAAAGGCUAUUAAAAUAAAAUAAUCAUUAUAAUGAUGAUUUUUAUUUAUCCUCACUAAUUUCAAAGGAUUUGGUCACUUUUUUGGUUCUUUGGUUUCAAGCGAAUUGAGUGAGGUCAUUUUCUCUUUGCUCAAGUCCCUGAGAGAAAGACUUGGAGUGAAAUAAAUUCGAAAUUAUUUUCCGAAGACAUGAAGAGAAAUUUCCCUGAGAAUACCGGCCGGACUACAGCAGGCUGCCUUCCUGUCCCUUUGUUCAACCAGAGAAAAAGGACCCGGCAGCCGCUCACAUCGAACCCGCUUCAAAACGAGCUCAGUUCCAACAACAAUGCUGAUAAUUUCGAUUUUUCUGCCAUGCUUGCAGAUUUCGGAUGGGAAACCACCAAGCCGGAAACAACUCCCUUGCAGAAAACAAGACAUGAAAAUGCCCCAAAGUCUAGUGCGUCACAAGCAGGAAGGAACUGGAGCCUGAAGGAGAACAGUUCCAAUGCAAACAUUUGGAAAAGGAAUGACUUUUCUCCUGCUUUUGGGAGAGGAACAGAAAGCAGACAGAGUUCGCAGCCCGAGACCAGGUCGGAUUGCUGGAAGGGAAGUGGACCAAAACAACUCAAAUUGGCUGUGAAUCCCAAGGCAUUGCCACAAAGCAGCAACAAGGCAGGAACGAUGGCAAAAAGUGGUUCAUCCGCAUCCACCUUGCUGAGAGGUGCAGCGUACUCCUUUAAACCCAAUCCUUGCCGACAGGAAGCAGAUGAGAAAACAGACAAGCCCAUGUUUUCAGAUGACAACACUAUGCAGAAAGGGCCGGUGCUUUACUCCAAGCUGAAAGAAAAAGGCAACACUCUGAGAAUUCUCUCUGCUGUCAUUGAAAGUAUGAAGCACUGGAGCCAGUUUGCCGAAAAAACCCCACUGCUGUUUGAGGUUUUGGGUGUCCUGGAUUCUGCAGUUACCCCUGGGCCGUAUGGUGCAAAGAAUUUCCUUUUGCGUGAUGGGAAGGAGAGUGUGCCAUGCGUCUUCUAUGAGAUUGAUCGGGACCUCCCAAGGCUGAUCCGGGGCCGGGUCCACCGCUGCAUGGGGAACUAUGACGCCAAGAAGAAGCUCCUGCGCUGCGUUUCAGUGCGCCCGGCCACCGCAGAUGAGGAGCACACUUUCCAAGAUUUUGUCCAGGUUGCGGACCUCGAGAUGGGCAAAUACGAGAAAACGAGCCGCGAAGUGUAGGCCGUUUGUGCCAUAGGUUCAAGCGACGAAGCAAAGGCCUCAAUUCCUAGCUGUCUAUCAUUUGAGCGACACAAAUUGAAAUGUCUAUAAAGUUUUGACCAUCUAGGACUCAUAUGAGUCCUGUUAGCAUCCUUGUUAUGUGCUACCUUAUUAUUAUUAUUAUUAUUAUUAUUAUUAUUAUUAUUAUUAUUAAUUACCUUAAAAAUAAACUACUUGUUUCUGUUACGGUUUC